AUGUCAUCGUCCGAUCAAUCCCGUCGUCCAUUAAAAUCCCUAUCAGAUGUGUACAAAAACGAUCAUGUAGUUGAAUUAAUUGCCCGUUCAUUUUGCUCUGAAACUAUAAAAAACCAUCUGAAAUCAUCAAACGUGCACGAUGCAAGCAUGCACAUUGAUCUCAAAAAGCAACCUGGCAUCACUUUGAAAGUUGUAAAAAGUUGUGGAGUUGCGAAAUUAAAUUUUCCUGAAGACAAAAACGCUGUCAAUAUUUUUGUCAAAACUUGGAUAAGGGGAAAUCAGGUAUUCGAUAUAACUUCUGGAUGUUAGAAUUUCACAGCAAAAGAUUACUUACUUCAUUUCAUGAGUUUUUUGAACAAUCCAGUUAUCAAUGUCUUUUAUGAUAAUAAUGAAAAUGGUUUGGAUAAAGAUAGCGUUCAAAGUUUGCUAGCUGAUACCCACCCUAUUAUAUUUUUCACAUAUGUAAAUUUCAAAACACCUAACAAAAUGCUCCAACAUGCUUUGAACAACACAAAAUGCUUUGAGAUUUGCGGACAAACUCCAGCACAUUCCUCGGCUCAUCCAAUUUUAUCCAAGAACUUUGAUAUGCUUUUUGUUAGAUUUCCAACUAUCGAUCUCAAUAUCUUAUUGAGCAUUAGCAGCCCAAUUAUUGUUGUAAGGAUAUCAAUGUGUUCCUGAAGCUGUGGAUAAUUGGAUGUGCAAAUAUCAAUCUGAAGUUACUAGAGAUAAACUCGAAUAGUGAUACGUUCGAUGAAAAAGCAAUUCGUAAAGGUGUAGAUUAUCUGAAGCAGCCUUGGUCCAUGGAGAGAACUUUCGAGUACAAGUAUCCGACAAGCAGAUAUCUGCAUUCGGAAGAUUUUCGUAGUCUCUACGAUAUUCAAAGAAACGACGGAGUUCGAGCGACGUUUUUAUGUCAAAAUUUGCGUUUUUUGUUUGUGGUGUGGGAUUGAUAUAUUGUUAACAAAUAAAAAUGUAUGAAAUUGUCGAAUCAAGUGUGAGAUGAUUAAAGGAAAUAUUGCCUGUCUGGCUGUGCUGUGCGAAGUAUUGAGUAUUGUUCAAAUUGAUACGACACAGUUGUAGGGAAACUGUGUCCGACAUUUUUCGCGUUUUGCGCGUGAAUCAAUCCUAGGCCACCACACGAUUCCUAGGCCAUAUUUGUUCAACAAAGAUUGUUUUAAUUGUAUUUAUUUCGAACUUUAACUCGUUUUUCUCUUUUAAAAAAAUUUAAGGAAACUGGAGAGAGAAGGAAUUCUAUGUAUAAAAUACUUAUCCGUAGUUAAAUUUUAAAGGUUCUUCGUCGAUUUUUCAGACUAAAAAUGCUGAUUGUUAACGGAUUUUUCCCGUUUUUCUUUUGUUAUAUUCGUUCACUUAAACAUGAAUACUAUAUUUUUAGACAAUUUUUUUAUUAAGGAAACUCUCUCUUUAAAGAAAAAAACAACAUUUUGUUGGAAAAACAUUGAAAACCGUUUCAUAACCUUUACUUUCAGAAAAUACGUUUAAAACUCUUGAAGAUCGUCAGAGUCUAGAGCUACAUUAAUUUUGACAAGAUGUACCAAUUUACAGCCCGCAAGGACCCUACGUUACUCGUACGUUCUAGCAAAAAGUGCCGGCUUUUGUAGUUUUCUAGCCUUAUUUUUGCCUUCACACUUAAGACAUGCUAUAUGUUUUUCUCACAAAAUCUUGGUGAACGGCACCUAUCCAGAAUAUAUAAUAAUAAUAUUAUUGAUUGCCUCGGGAACGCUCAAAUUAUUAGAAAUUAUUAAAGACAAAAACUCUGUCAAUAUUGUUGUCAAUACUUUGAAAGGGGAAAAACAGGUAUUCGAUAUAACUUCUGGAUGCUUGAAUUUUACGGCAAAAGAUUACUUGCUUCAUUUCAUGGAUUAUUUGAACAAUCCAUAUAUCAAAGUUUUCUAUAAUGCCGAAGAAAAUAGUUUGGAUGAAGAAAGCGUUCAAUGUUUGCUAGCUGAUAUCCCGAUUGUAGAAUUCACAUAUAUACAUUUUCAAAGCGCCGAACAAAAUGCUCCGACAUGCUUUGAACAACACAAAAUGCUUUCAGGUUUGGGAAUCUGUCUUUUUUACCAUUAUGAGGGAUACAUUUUUCAGAUUCACGGACAAACACCAUCACAUUCUUCGGCUCAUCCAAUUUUAUCCAAGAACUUUGAUAAGCUCGUUGUUGGGUUUUCAACUAUGGAUCUCAAUAGCUUAUUGAACAUGAGCCCAUUUAUUGAGAUUUCAUGGACCAUAAUCUCAGAAAAAGACACAAACUUGUUCCUGAAACUUUGGUUUAAAGGAUGCGCUAAUAUCAAUCUGAAGUUAUUGGAGAUAUAUUCUUAUCGUAAUCGAAUGCUUGAUGACACUGCUAUUUGCAAGGGAAUCGAGUAUCUGGAGCAGCCAAGUUUUACGAAGAGAAAUUUCCAAUACAAGGAUCCAAGAUGGAAAUUUCCGCGAUCAAAAAAUGUCAAUCGUGGCCGCAAUAUUAAAAGGAACGACGGUGUUCAAGCGACGUUUGUAUGUAAAGAUUGGGGUUUUUUGUUUAUAGUGAAUUGUCGAAAUUGAAUUUGCCGGCAAAUCGGCAAAUUGACGAGUUUGGCAAAAUUGUUUGCAGUCUAUGAAUGUUCCUUCAUAUAUUUUGAAUAGUAAACAAGUUCUUUGAAAUUAUCUAAAGAUAAUGGGGACAAAACGGUCAACUGUGUACCUAAUUAUAAUUUAAAAUCACUCAAUUUUUAAUUUGAAGUUUUUUUAUCAGGCGCCUGAUUUCGGAGUUACAGGCGAAAACGUGAAGAAUUAGGGUUUUUUUUUUAAAUUUGACCAAGCUCACUUCUAUCGACUGUAACUCAGAAACGUGAGGAGGGACAACAAUGUCACAUAAUGAUAAAAUGUAGCUGAUGAUGUGUACAUUAAUGUUGUAAUACAUUACUUUUGUAUAUCUCUCAUGGUUUAAAAGUUAGCACCGCUCAAACAUAAAAAUGUCAAUUUUGCAAGCUUUUUCGGCACUUCCAACAGAUGUAUCGCUACCAAUAAGCUAUGCCUGAGUCUGAAAUUUUUCAGUUUUGUUUAACUAACUGUCUAAUACCUCUACGCAUACAAAGUUUUUGAUUUCACAAAGAAAUGAAAAAAUUCGAAAAAAAAAUUUUUUUUUUCGUCAUCAUAGUUCUGUGUUUUAAAUAAUCUGGAAGUUGACCGAUGUGGCUGAUAUUGUUGGGCUUGUCAUUACUAACAGUCUUCUAUACAACCGCAAAAUAAUAUCCAAGAAAAAACCAAAACUAGAAAAAAACGAAAAACUUAUUGAACGACCUAAUACAAGGCCAGUUUUCAAAAAAAGGCUCACCCGAAUUUGAAAUCAGUGACUUCUACGGAAAUUGUUUCAUUAACAUCGAUCACAAUUUGCUUCUUUUUGAGAUUCAAUGACUCAGCUGCUUGUUUUGCAGAUUCGGAGAUUAGAGCAAAAUUGAUUCUAAAUUAGAAAUCCCAGGCUAACUCCAGUUGAAACACUUACAUAUCACGGGGUGCCAAUAUCCAAAGUGCUUUUCUCAGAGCCUGCGUGGGCAACUGGAGAAUUGGAAAAGUGACAGUAGUAGUAGUCAUUAUGGC
Caenorhabditis elegans is the source of this 3591-nucleotide messenger RNA. NCBI's taxonomy places the organism in Eukaryota, Metazoa, Nematoda, Chromadorea, Rhabditida, Rhabditidae. The record is from the annotation of a RefSeq genome assembly.